Molecule: messenger RNA, 1173 nt
Organism: Trypanosoma brucei brucei TREU927
Lineage: Eukaryota; Euglenozoa; Kinetoplastea; Trypanosomatida; Trypanosomatidae
Exons: 1
Coding region: 1-1173 (390 amino acids)
Biological process (GO): nucleobase-containing compound metabolic process
Molecular function (GO): nucleic acid binding; 3'-5' exonuclease activity; zinc ion binding
Source: RefSeq, a predicted model, not a curated record
AUGUUCAGGACUAUAGGAAUCGUGCGGUUAUGGAGAACCUCGCGGAUCGUUCGACUCCCAGCCAGUGGCUUGGGGACAGAUGCCAAAAGUUGCACCGCGCCUACACAGCCGUUGAGUACAUCAUCAGCAACGUCCUCUUCUUCAAUGAUUUUGAAAUACCCAUACCGAGUCGUAGAUACACAUGAGAAACUAAAAGAGGCUGUUACUUCGCUACAAGGUGCUCGCUCGAUUGCUCUGGACAUCGAGGCUUUUUGUACAACGGACCAAGCGAAGCAGCUUGGACGUAUAUCACUGGUUCAGGCAUGCUCAGAUGCCAAACCUGUAGUGUUUUUGUUCGACGUUCUCACCCUAACACCUGAUGUGUUUGUCAAAGACAUGCAAUCCUUACUGAGUGAUAGAGAGAUAAGGAAGCUGUUCUUUGACUGCAGACGUGAUGUGGAAGCACUCAGUUGCCAACUUGGGGUAAAACCGGAGGGUGUUUUAGAUCUGCAAGUUUUCUUCACUGCCAUUCAGUGGAAAUUGCGCAGUGUAAACCGCCGCUCGGGAAUGGGGUACGUGCUGAAGAGUGUCGCUGGCCUCACACGACAGGAAGGAGACUCUGCAGUUCAAACCGCUAUGACACUUGGCAACCGCCCCGUUUGGGACAUUCGACCCCUGCCGGACCAUUUCCUUGAGUACGCUGCGGGUGAUGUGCGGCACAUUUUGCUGCUUUCCAAUUACCUUGUGGGAAACAAAGAUGUUCCAGUGGAUGUUGUUGCAGUGGAGCGACUCACUGCCCAAUAUGUUGAACAUUACGCCGUGGGGAAACCAGUGAUAACGGAGGCAGAUGCCACACCUGCUGAGGUAAAUAGGGCGUGGCUCGAACGGUACAUUGGACCAGGUGGAGGUUGUCACUUCUGCGGGGCUAAGGGGCAUACAGAGGCUGAAUGCUUCAAAAAGCAAAAUGGGAAGGCAAAAUGCUCUUUCUGUGGGGAAGUCGGUCACACCGCACGCAACUGCUUCAAGAAACAUCCGCAGCUCUUAACGUGCGAAAAGUGCGGUCAACUCGGGCAUACGGGCACCAGUUGUUUUCGCACUAACCCGUGCAAGCACUGUGGUGGCCCCCAUAGCAGCGCCAAUUGUCACAAAGUUAUUUGGCAACAGAAACGUUUGGGGGAAAAUUCUUUACAUUGA